Molecule: messenger RNA, 2818 nt
Organism: Pyrus x bretschneideri (Chinese white pear)
Lineage: Eukaryota; Viridiplantae; Streptophyta; Magnoliopsida; Rosales; Rosaceae
Product: glutamate receptor 2.8-like
Exons: 5
Coding region: 1-2619 (872 amino acids)
Cellular component (GO): plasma membrane
Molecular function (GO): signaling receptor activity; ligand-gated monoatomic ion channel activity
Source: RefSeq, a predicted model, not a curated record
AUGUCUAAGUUUGCUCUUCUUUUUUAUUUCUUGAUCACAGUUUCAGUUAGGGAAGGAAUUACAACAUUUGGAAAUGCCAAUACAAUAGAGAACGAACCCGGAAUGGGACUAGGUGCUAUUAUCGACAACAGUUCUCGGAUUGGAAAAGAAGAGAGAGUGGCAAUUCAAAUGGCAUUGGAUGAUCAUUUUGAUUCCACUGGGAAUCAGAGAUUGGUUCUGCACGUAAGAAACUCUCAGAGGGAGCCCUUGCAGGCAGCACUUGCAGCUAAAUUUCUUAUAGAUGAGCAAAAAGUGCAAGCUAUUAUAGGACCUCAUACAUGGGAAGAGACAUCAUUAGUAGCUAAGGUUGGCAGUGAGACUCAUACCGCAAUUGUUUCCCUUGCUGAGGCUAAUCCAAUGUGGGCAACUGAGCUGUGGCCCUUUCUGGUUCAAGCUUCUCGUAACCGGUUGAAACAAAUGGAAGCAAUUGCCGCUAUAGUUCAGUCUUGGGAAUGGCAUCAAGUCACUGUAAUUUACCAAGAUAGAGAUUCUUCAGCCAAUGAAGUCUUACCUCAUCUCUCUGAUGCCUUGAGACAAGUUGGUGCAGAAAUUAGGCACCUUGUAGCUCUCCCUCCUUUUGCUUCUUCUUCAUUAAUUGAAGAGCUUGAGAAAAUCCGAAGAGACCAGUGUAGAGUCUUUGUUGUACAUUUGUCUGCGCCAUUGGCAGUGCAACUAUUCCGGAAGGCAAAAGAAAUGGAGAUGAUGGAAAAGGAUUAUGUAUGGAUCACCACUGAUCCUAUUACAAGCCUUGUCCACUCCUUUAAUGCCUCCACCAUCUCAACAAUGCAAGGGAUCAUCGGACUCAAGAGCUACCUCCCCGAAAGCGGGAAACAAUCUAAGGACUUUGAUCAUAAGUUUCGUAAAAGGUUUAGCUCGGAACACCCUGAAGAGGGUAACAAUGAACCAGGAAUCUUUGCAGCACAGGCUUAUGAUGCUGCAAGGGCAGUGGCUUUAGCUGUGACAGAAAGCAGGAAAGGGAGGAACUUGUCAGCAAAACUUUUGCAAAGCGAUUUUCAUGGCUUAAAUGGAAGAAUUAAGUUCAGUGACCAAAAAUUAGCUCCACAACAUGUAUUUCAAAUCAUCAAUGUGAAUGGAAAGAGUUACAGAGAAGUUGGAUACUGGUCAGAUGGAUUAGGAUUCUCACUGACUCUAGGUGAACGUGCUACUAACAGAUCUUCUAUGAAAUAUUUGGGGCAAGUGUUUUGGCCAGGGGGGCCUUGGUUGACUCCAAAAGGGUGGACUGAACCAACAACAAACGCAAACGUGCUGAGAAUUGGCGUGCCGACAGGAUCAACAUUUAAACAGUACGUAAAUGUGAAGAAAGAUCCAUUGGGACAUAACUUAUCUUUCAGUGGACUUGCAAUAGAUCUCUUCAAGGCAACCCUAAAGGAGCUGCCUUACCCUUUGCCCUACGAGUUCUUUCCUUUCGAAGGAACAUACGAUUCUUUAGUGGAGCAAAUCCAUUUGCAUAAAUUUGAUGCUGUAGUUGGUGAUGUGUCAAUAGUGUCCCACAGAUAUAAGCACGCAGAAUUCACACAUCCCUACACCGAAUCAGGAUUGGUAAUGAUAGUUCCAGUCAGGUCCAUAACAUGUAGCAAAGCAUGGUUAUUUAUGAGACCUUUCACAAAAGCAAUGUGGGCACUGAUAGGAGCGAUCAAUGUCUACAAUGGCUUUGUCGUGUGGCUGAUAGAGCGAAACUAUUGUCCUGAACUCAAAGGUUCUGUGCUAAAUCAAAUAGGAAGCUUGAUUUGGCUAUCCUUCACCACUCUCUUCUCCUUGCACGGAGAUAAGCUGCAUAGCAAUUUGUCUAGGAUGACAACGGUGGUCUGGCUAUUUAUGGCACUAAUCAUCACGCAGACAUACACGGCUAACUUUGCCAGCAUGCUCACUGUCCAGCAGCUUGAACCUACUGUAACAGAUGUGGAUGCGCUGCUGCGAACCAACGCCAUGGUUGGUCAUGGUAGGGGAUCCUUUGUUUCAGCCUAUUUAAGGGAAGUCUUGGGCUUCCACCCCAACAAUAUUAUGCAGUGUAACUCCUCAGAAGAAUAUGCCUUAGCCCUCAGAAGUAAAGUAAUUGCUGCUGCCUUUCUUGAAGCCCCUUUGGCAAAAAUAUUCCUUGGAAAAUACUGCAAAGCCUUUAUGGCAGUUGGACCGACUUACAAAGUUGGAGGAUUUGGAUUUGUAUUUCCAAAAGGAUCUCUGUUGCUUCCUAGUGUAACAGAAGCAAUGCUAAAGGUAACCGAAAGUGGUGAACUUCGGAUUUUAGAGAACAGCAUGCUGGCGUCUCUAAAGUGCGUGGAUGCAGAAACAGAUGGUGCUGUUGAUAAUCCUAGUCUAAGCCCCAAAAGCUUUUGGGUACUAUUCAUACUCACAGGAGGAACAUCGACAAUUGCUCUUGUGGUUUACAGUUUUCGCAUUUGUAAAUCAAUGCUUGAACACAAAACCAACUGGAAGUUCAUAUUGGAUGUAAUGAAACAAUGGGGAGGUCCAAACAGGAGGUUCUCAAGAAGAGACAGCGAUAUUAAUGAAGAAAGCCAUGCAUAUCCUUCAAAUGCAUCUGCCGUGCAAGCUCAAGUCUAGACAUUGACACCAUUGGCAACAAAAUUAGAUAACCGAAAAUAUUUUCCACUUCUAAUAGGAUUGCAUUCAAGUUUGCAUAUAAAAGAGUGCAGUUUUAACCAUUAUGUACAAGGGGAAGCGCAUUUGCAGAUGCAAAACCACUGCAUAGAAAACAUAGGAUUGGCCGACUCUCUAAUCCUGUAACACGUUACCGUGUAGC